This is a messenger RNA of Gadus macrocephalus (Pacific cod), 4240 nucleotides long. It is a transcript of the gene vps11, whose product is annotated as VPS11 core subunit of CORVET and HOPS complexes. NCBI's taxonomy places the organism in Eukaryota, Metazoa, Chordata, Actinopteri, Gadiformes, Gadidae. Gene Ontology annotation, biological process: vacuole organization; intracellular protein transport; endosome organization. Gene Ontology annotation, cellular component: HOPS complex; endosome. Gene Ontology annotation, molecular function: protein-macromolecule adaptor activity; protein binding. Bases 57 to 2837 code for a protein of 926 amino acids. The transcript is spliced from 16 exons. The record is from RefSeq and is a predicted model, not a curated record.
CGUGACGUUUGUUUUUGGUGUCACAUGAGAGACUCCCAUGCUAUCUGGCUAGCAAAAUGGCAGCAUUCUUACAGUGGCGAAGAUUUGUGUUUUUUGAUAAAGAAUCGGUUAAAGAUCCUGUAGACAAUGGAAAAAACUUUUAUCUUCCCAGCGGAAUAUCGGCGUCUGAUUCCGGCCGCGGUCACAUUGUUCUUGGAGAUAUGGAUGGCCAGAUCUGGCUUUUGCCACGCUCGAUGAAGCUUGAGUCCUUCCAGGCUUACAAGUUGCGUGUGACACACCUGCAUCAACUCAAGCAGCACAGCAUCCUUGUCUCAGUGGGGCAGGAUGAAGAAGGAAUAAACCCUCUGGUGAAGGUGUGGAAUCUCGACAAGAAGGAUAGUGGGAAUCCCUUGUGCACUAGGAUUUUCCCCGCAAUUCCCGGGAAUAAGCCAACAGAGGUGUCAUGCCUCAGUGUGCACGAGAACCUCAACUUCAUGGCCAUUGGCUUUACAGAUGGCAGUGUGGUGCUAACCAAGGGGGACAUCACCAGAGACCGCCACAGCAAAACGCUGACGCUGCACGAGGGCACCUGUCCAAUCACCGGCCUCUCCUUCCGCCAGGUCGGCAAGGUCACACACCUGUUUGUAGCAACGCUGGAAAAAGUCCAUUGUUACACGCUGUCCAUCAAGGAGUACCCCAGACUGGAGCUGGACACGCACGGCUGUGCCCUGCGCUGCUCCUCCCUCACCGACCCGUCCCAGGACUCCCAGUUCAUCGUGGCAGGGGACGAGUGCGUGUACCUGUAUCAGCCCGAUGAGAGGGGCCCCUGCUUUGCCUUCGACGGGCAGAAGCUGCUGGCCCACUGGUACAGAGGCUACAUGCUGCUGCUCACCAAGGACGCCAAAUCGCCCAGCAAGGCAGCGUUUGCGAGCAGAGAGACGUCCCCCUCAGAAAAGCAGCUGUUGACCAUCUACGACCUGGACAACAAGUUCAUCGCCUACAGCGCCCCCUUUGACGACAUCAUCGACGUCCUGGCCGAGUGGGGCUCCUUCUAUGUGCUCACCAGGGACGGCAAGAUGUUUGUUCUGCAGGAGAAGGACACUCAGACUAAACUAGAGAUGCUUUUCAAGAAGAACCUGUUUGUGAUGGCUAUAAACCUGGCUAAGAGCCAGCACCUGGACAGUGACGGGCUGUCGGAGAUCUUCAGGCAGUACGGAGACCACCUCUACCUCAAGGGGGACCACGACGGGGCCAUCCAGCAGUACAUACGAACCAUUGGGAAGCUGGAGCCGUCCUACGUGAUCCGGAAGUUCCUGGACGCCCAGCGGAUCCACAACCUGACGGCCUACCUGCAGGCCCUGCACCGGCAGUCCCUGGCCAACGCGGACCACACCACCCUGCUGCUCAACUGCUACACCAAGCUGAAGGACAGCUCCAAGCUGGAGGAGUUCAUCAAGAGCAGCGAGAGCGAGGUCCACUUCGACGUGGAGAUCGCCAUCAAGGUGCUGCGGCAGGCGGGCUACCACAGCCACGCCGUCUUCCUGGCGGAGAAGCACGCGCAGCACGAGUGGUACCUGAAGAUCCAGCUGGAGGACCUCAAGAACUACCUGGAGGCGCUGCGCUACAUCGGACGCCUGCCCUUCGAGCAGGCGGAGAGCAACAUGAAGCGCUACGGCAAGACCCUCAUGCACCACGUCCCCGACGGGACCACCUCUCUCCUCAAGGACCUCUGCACCGACUACAAGCCCAAGAAGGAGGGCGCCGACAGGGAGACGCCGCAGAGAGGGCUCGAGGUUAAGGCCAACUCGGAGGAGUUCAUCCCAAUCUUUGCCAACAACCGGCGGGAGCUCAAGGCCUUCCUGGAGCACAUGAUCGAGGUGGAGCCCUUCUCCCCGGCCGGGGUGUACGACACGCUGCUGGAGCUCAGGCUGCACGACUGGGCCCACGAGGAGGAGCCCGAGCAGAAGAAGGUCCUGCAGGGGGCAGCACUCUUCCUUCUGCACAGCGACAACACAGUGUUUGACAAGGCCCUGGUCCUCUGCCAGAUGCACAACUUCAAAGAAGGAGUACUGUACCUCUACGAAAAGGGCAAACUGUACCAGCAGAUCAUGCACUACCACAUGCAGAACGAGGAGUACGGCAAAGUGGUGGAGGCCUGCAAGCGCUACGGGGACCAGGAGGUGUGCCUGUGGGAGCAGGCGCUGGGCUACUUCGCCCGGAAGGAGGAGGACUGCAAGGCCUACAUCAGCCAGGUCCUGCAGCACAUCGACCAGAACAACCUGAUGCCCCCGCUGCUGGUGGUGCAGACGCUGGCGCACAAUUCGACGGCCACGCUGUCCGUCAUCAAGGACUACCUGGUGAACAAACUGCAGAGGGAGAGCCAGCAGAUUGAGGACGACGAACGCAAGAUCCGCCAGUACCGCGAAGAGACUGCUCACCUCCGCACCGAGAUCCAGGACCUGAGGACCAGCGCUAAGAUCUUCCAGAAGACCAAGUGCAACAUGUGCAGCAGUCCGCUGGAGCUGCCCUCGGUCCACUUCCUGUGCAGCCACUCCUUCCACCAGCACUGCUUCGAGAGCUACGCCGACAGCGAGGCCGAGUGCCCGACCUGCAUGCCAGAGAACCGCAAGGUCAUGGACAUGCUGCGCGCGCAGGACCAGAAACGGGACCUCCACGACCACUUCACCAGACAGCUCCGCAGCUCCAACGACGGCUUUUCGGUGGUGGCCGACUACUUCGGCAGGGGGGUGUUCAACAAGCUGACCCUGGUCACGGACCCCCCCGGGAGCAGGGCUGCGAGCAGUCUGGAGACAGACCUCCAGAGAGACCUCCUCACCCACACCAAGAGGAACAGCUAGAGAGAUUGUGUGUGUGUGUCUGUGUGUGUGCGGGUGUGUGUGCGGGUGUGUGUGUGCGCGUGCGCGUGUGUGUGUGUGGGCCUGUCUGUAGCGAUAGCCAUGCUAUUACAUGAACCGUGGCCCCAGAAUUGGUUGCCAAGCAAAGAAAGAGAACAAGUCUCUGCUGCACGAUCUGUGACGAUGAACUACUUAAUUUCCUCUUUACAUUGUCCAUAUUAUUGUCUCAUAUUGUAUUUAACAUGUAAAAGUAGAAGAGUGUCAAAAGGCCUUCAAGCUGGAUUGUAUUCAAUAUGUUUUUGUGUCUGCUUUCAUCGUGUCGGCUAAUCAGACUGCAGAUAUGCGGUAACUAACAGCAGAAGGAUGAAUUCCUAGUAUCUCUUCAGCAUCAUGUCUCAUUGUCUUAAGAAAUAAAAUGCUGACUAUCGAAAAAAAAAUUUAACUCUUUGGAUACUGUACCUUCUGGUUAAGGGGUGGUGUUUGAUGUUUUGUUCAAGGCACAUUCUUUCUUUAACCCCGUUAGUUAUUUGUUGUUGUGUUGUCUCGUAUGUUGCCACAGAGAAACUAAAGCAUCUGCUUUGCAGCGAAUUUCCAUUCAAUUAAUGAAUUCAGUUACUUUCUAAAAAGGCUUUCAUAUGCAUCAUGAGCAGACUACUUCAAGGUCAUUAUCCAUGAUCUCACCGUGGUUGCAGACAUGUACAGUCAAUGUAUUUGCCCACACAUCUUGGCAUGCUCCUCACGACAAGCCAUUGUUGUUGACCAUUUGCUAUUUAUUUAGUCAUUGUAUAACCAAUUAAAAACUGAAUAGAUACAUAUUUUACAUAGAAAAUAAUGAUCCCUAAUCGGACUGUUUUCUGUGGGAGGAGAAGAAGAAAAUGAAUAACAGGAAUCUAGACUGAAGAAGCGACCAGACUGAUUAAAAUAUAAUCAAAUUAUAUCAAACAAAAUAUGUAAAGUAGAGGAUUCCCAUUCCGACUGAGCAUGGUCAGUGUUCAGUUGGGCAUGGAUAGAGCCUGUACUCAAGAUGUCAAAGGCAACCACAUUCAACGACUCUGAAUACGUUGUUUUUUUUUGGUCUCCUUUGAGGACAUCAUAGCCGUUCUUGCAAACCUGCAUGAAAAGUGCAUGAUUUGGUCUGCACAGUUUUAAUCCCCUCACCUCAAACAGUGUCAUGUGUUUGCUCAAGGCCUUCAAACAAGGCCUCUCUGUGGAGGGAAAGGAAAGGGUCUAUCUAUCUUUGGUCCAAAUGGAUAAUGUAUGCAAUGUGUGUAGGUACCACACGAGGGCGCCCAAUACUUCCCUAUUGGUCGCUUUAAUUACCCUGUUAUAUAUUAAUAAUACAUAUAAGUAAUACAUGUGAUAAAUGUAGUUUAAUGAGUAUGAUUAUUAAACUACAUGCAAACAGA